AUGGAGUAAGUCGAUUACUAAGAACUUUUAAAACGAUUUCAAUAUUCUUACACUAAGCCAAAUGCUUAAUUAAGACAUUAUUUGCAAUCUUUGACUCCUCAUUAAUAUUCUCAUUUAUUCUAAAACAUUGAAAACUUAAAUUAUGAUUCUCAUAAAAUAAAAAGAUUGCUUAGAUACCUCAAAAAACCAUAUUUGAUACCACAAUAUUUUCAUCUUAAAUUAAAACAUAAAUUGAAAAUUCAUGAAAAUGUUCCUGAAGGUGUUGUUGAUUUCAAUCAGAAGAAUUAAUUAAUUUUUGCAUCACAAAAAUAAGGAUAACUAUCAUUUGAUAAAUUAAAAGAAGAACUCUUUGUUGAUUUUAAAAUCAGAAAGAUUGGUAUAAGAUUUUAAUUCUAUUCAAGAUUCAUUUACUUUUAAGUAUCAAUUUUAUCAUGCCUUGUAAGAUAAUCUAACAAAUCAAUGUAUUGAAUAAUGUCUUCGUCUUCUUAAAAGAUCAAAAUAAAAUAUGGAUACUUUAUAAAUUGUACUCACUGAAUUAACUCAUACAUAAGAUGAUACACUUACUCCAGUUAUUAUUCUCUUUUUUAACAUUUUUUUAUGUUCUAUUUUUUAUCAUUUAAUUAUAUAAUUUAUGUUCUAUUUCGUAUCAAUUAAUUUUAUAAUUUAUAUUAUUUUUCUGAUCAAUUAAUUUUAUAAUUUAAGUACUAUUUCUGAUCAAUUUAUUUUAUAAUUUAUAUUAUUUUUCUGA
Messenger RNA from Paramecium sonneborni, 748 nucleotides. The record is from the annotation of a GenBank genome assembly. NCBI's taxonomy places the organism in Eukaryota, Ciliophora, Oligohymenophorea, Peniculida, Parameciidae.